Molecule: messenger RNA, 2408 nt
Organism: Ictidomys tridecemlineatus (thirteen-lined ground squirrel)
Lineage: Eukaryota; Metazoa; Chordata; Mammalia; Rodentia; Sciuridae
Gene: Steap4
Product: STEAP4 metalloreductase
Biological process (GO): copper ion import
Cellular component (GO): plasma membrane; endosome
Molecular function (GO): cupric reductase (NADH) activity; ferric-chelate reductase (NADPH) activity
Source: RefSeq, a predicted model, not a curated record
CUUCUUAAACCGCGGAGAGCAGCGAGCUGCAGGAGUGAGCUGGAGGGGACUUCCCGCAAAGCUUCUCUCUCCGGGCCAGACCCGUGGCGCGCACGCUGCAGCUCCGCUGGACCCCAGCACCGGGAGGCGCUCAUCCCGCAGUAAUGGAGAAAACUUGUACAGUUAUGCUUCCUCUUACAAUGAAUUCUUCAGAAAAGCCACAGACUGUCUGCAUUUUUGGAACAGGAGAUUUUGGAAGAUCACUUGGAUUUAAAAUGUUCCAGUGUGGUUAUUCUGUUAUAUUUGGAAGUCGAAACUCCAGGAUGUCCAGCCUGCUGCACAGUGGUGCCGAGGUCUUCAGCUAUUCAGAAGCUGCCCAGAAGUCUGACAUCAUAUUUAUUGCAAUCCACAGAGAGCAUUAUGAAUUUCUCAGAGAACUAACUGAGGAUCUCAACGGGAAAAUAUUGGUAGAUGUCAGCAACAACCCCAAAAUUAAUCAGUAUCCAGAAUCUAAUGCAGAAUACCUUGCUCAGUUGGUGCAGGGAGCUUAUGUGGUAAAAGCAUUUAACACCAUUUCAGCCUGGGCUCUCCAGUCAGGAGCACUGGAUGCAAGUCGGCAGGUGUUUGUCUGUGGAAAUGACAGCAAAGCCAAACAAAGAGUGAUGGACAUUGUUUGUGCUCUUGGACUUACCCCGUUGGAUCGAGGAUCUCUCAAGGCAGCCACCGAAAUUGAAAACUACCCCCUGCAACUAUUUCCCAUGUGGAGGUUCCCCUUCUAUUUGUCUGCUGCACUCUGUCUCUUCUUCUUUAUCUACUGUGUUGUAAGAGACAUAAUCUACCCCUAUGUGAUUGAGAACAAAGACAGCACAUUUCGCUUGGCUGUAUCCAUUCCGAAUCGUGUCUUCCCUAUAACAGCACUUACCCUGCUUGCCUUGGUUUACCUUCCUGGCGUCAUUGCCGCCAUCCUGCAGCUGUACCAAGGUACCAAAUACCGACGAUUCCCAGACUGGCUCGACCACUGGAUGCUUUGCAGAAAGCAGCUUGGCUUGGUGGCUCUGGGGUUCGCCUUCCUUCACGCCAUCUACACGCUUGUGAUUCCUAUUCGUUAUUAUGUACGAUGGAGGAUGAGAAACACAACCCUUACUAAGGUGAUCACCAAGGAAGAUGAUCCAUUUUUUACCUCUACAGCCUGGCAUAGUGAUUCAUAUUUGUCUGUGGGAAUCCUUGGAUUUUUUCUGUUUGUGCUCUUGGGAAUCACUUCCUUGCCAUCAGUUAGCAACAUGAUGAACUGGAGAGAGUUCCGGUUUAUCCAGUCCAAACUGGGUUAUUUGACCCUGAUCUUAUGCACAGCCCACGCCCUACUCUAUGGCGGGAAGAGGUUCCUCAGCCCUUCAAUUCUAAGAUGGUACCUUCCUUCAGCCUAUGUUUUAGCACUUAUCAUUCCCUGCACAGUGCUGGUGAUCAAGUUUAUCCUCAUCAUGCCGUGCAUCAACAAUCCCCUUAAGCGGAUCCGCCGGGGCUGGGAAAGGGAUUCAAAAUCCUCAGAAUCAGCACUGAAUGGAAAAUCAGAUAUUUAAAGGAAAGUUGAAUUUACCUGGACUUUUGAAGCAUAGUAUUGAAUGUUUAGAGAAGAAUAAUGGAUACAGAAAUGGGUAAGACAGCUCUUUUUCUCUCACCAUGGCCUGAAGUUUAUCAACACGGACAGAAACUUUGCUAACUAAUAAAAUGACAGAUUGGAAGAGAACACCAUUCUUUCUCAAGUUAGUGAUGGGAUCAGAGCAGGUCCCCCCCUCCUCCUCCUCCGAGGCCAUGGGGCUGCCAACAGAAUAGUUUUGUGGUUUCACAUUAAGAAGUUUCUUUGCUGUAGGCAACAUUCAUGAUCUUAUCUUGCAAAAUCCAGAAAAGUACAUACAACUUCCUCCUUACAUUCAAGCACUGAGUUACAUGAAAGAGAAAGUAGCACCACAGUGGCCACAGAUAAAGGCUUUGCACAAUAUGUCUGAAGAAUAGGCUCAAAUGGAGUAAAAAGAAUGAAAUUUUUUGUUUCCUUUUUGGAAGUAAAAUGGUGACCAUAAAUAUGCCAUAGUGUAUUUUGGUUUUGUUGUUUUGUUUUACAAUGCUAUGGCCAAUCCAGCACCUUGAACAUGUUAGGCAAGCACCGUACCACUGAGCUACACCUCCAACCCUGUCACAGUGAAAUCCAUGUUUAAGUGUAUCCCUUUAUUUUGUUUUUAACAGUACAUAUAUCUACCAUGGAAAACUAUUUUGGAACGCAACAAAAGUAUUGCAUUUGAUUGGAAGUAACCAUGCCUUGGAUAUAUACAAAUCUAUAUAAUUAUUUUAGUCAGGGUUAUUUUUUUUUUUUUUGCCUCUGUGUCCAAAAGACCUGAAAAAAACAAUUUUAGUGGAGGAAAAGUUUAUUUUGGAAC